Polypterus senegalus (gray bichir) is the source of this 3031-nucleotide messenger RNA. Its product is annotated as Fc receptor-like protein 5. The record is from RefSeq and is a predicted model, not a curated record. The transcript is spliced from 14 exons. Lineage: Eukaryota; Metazoa; Chordata; Cladistia; Polypteriformes; Polypteridae. Gene Ontology annotation, biological process: cell surface receptor signaling pathway. The coding region runs from base 88 to 2661 and encodes 857 amino acids. Gene Ontology annotation, molecular function: transmembrane signaling receptor activity.
AUACAAUCCAAAUCCGAAAGCAAGUGACAGAGUUACUAAAAGAAAGAGAGCAGAACUGAGAGCACAUGGGCACAGAUGUAGUGCAAAAUGAUCACAAUGUGUCUAUUUUUCCUGUGCCUGCUUGCGACUCCGGCAGCUGUACACGGAGACACAACAGAAGCAUUGUUGACUGUGGAGCCUGCCUGGACUGAUUUUUUUUUUUAUGAAAAAGUCACUCUAAAAUGUAGAUUGAAAACUUAUAGACGUGCAUACAAUUGUAAUUUCUAUAGAGAAAUUAACAUUAACAUUGAAAAUGAGAGUAGGAUUAAAGAAUAUUGCAGUAUUCAAACGACCAUCAAAUACAGUGGAAAAUACUAUUGCAAAGUUAAUGAUAAAUACGUGAGCAACACCAUCAACCUGACAGUCAUUGAAAACAACAAUCUCAUUUUGACCGUGGAGCCAGAACCAACUGAGGUAUUUGAAAUGGAUACUGUUACAAUGAGAUGUCGUUGCAAAUCUUGCAACAGUGAAUGGUUCACCUGGUACAAAGGAGGGAUGGAAAGGCCCAUUGACUACUCAAAAGUAAAUUCUAGGUCUACAUACCAAAUUACUUCAGUCAGCAUGUCUGACAGUGGUGUCUACACAUGUAGAGGAUGGUCUUACUCUUACAUAGAAAGCAACACAAUUACAUUGCAGGUGUCAGAGCGCCCUAAAGCUGUUUUGACAAUAGAAGUGGAUUGUUCUAACAAGUUUGAAGGGAAGAAAGUAAAACUUCGAUGUGAGGUACCUGGAAAAUACAAUGACUGGAAAUAUGUAUUUUACAAAAAUGGAGGUAGAUAUAAAUUGUAUGGAAAUAUGGAUGUUUAUGAAAUUGGACAUAUGAAUAGAUAUUCUGAAUACCAGUAUUCUUGUCAAGGACUUCUGGAAAGACCACCCUCCUACUCAAAACUAAGUGAUCCUAUCAAACUCAAAGCGGAAGUUGAGGCCAUAACUGAACCCAUUUUGGAAUUUAGUCAGUACCAAUUCUGGGAAGGAGACCUGGUUACUCUCCACUGUUACACCCAAGUAAAUCAAUGGUAUAAUGUCUCAUCACUUCGUUACACAUAUUACAAAGAUCGGGAAAUUCUGAAAACAAUCCUAAAUGAAAGUACAUUGGAAUUCAGACUCCAUCGUUUUGAGAACAUGAGCAACUAUUCAUGCAACGUGACCAAUGAGGGAACUGAAUGCACAAGAUCUAGUAAACCUGUUGCCCUCCAUGUUUCAGAAUUAAUUUCCAUUGUGAUCCUACAAGCAGUCCCCACAGCCUUUGUGAGAGAAGGUCAGCCUCUUACUCUAGCGUGCAGUGCCAAUGUGUUGAAGCAUCAUUUCACUGAACCCCUGCUAUACACGUUUCUAAAGGAUGGCGAGCCAGUGACAGAAAGCAGCUCCUCAGCACAGUAUACGACAACUGCCAAUGAAAGCCACACUGGAGAGUAUGAAUGUGAAGGGCAGUUAAACACAGUGACAAAACGAAGCCUGCCAGUCUCUGUCCUCGUGUGGAUUCCAGUAUCCACACCAGUGAUGGUCAUCAGUGGAAACAGGACAACAUCUCCAGGGGACAGUCUUCAUAUCAGCUGUCAGUCAUCCAGAGGCACUGACCCAAUCCACUACCAACUCUACUUUAGAAAUCAACAAAAUAAUGACAUCCAGCUGACAGAAGACUCUGGACCUAUCUCUUACAAGCUGAACAUCACUGGAGAGGUCCAGACCGGGUCAUACUGGUGCAGGGCUAAUAACAGUGAAGAAGAUGAGCCAGCACUCAGCAAUGAAAUCAACAUCAUGGUCAUUGUGCCAGUGUCUGGCGCUAGUCUCAUGUCCAAUUUGAGUGGCACCGGAGUUUCAAAGGGCUCCAGCAUCUUUUUGACAUGUACACUGAGUGCAGGCACCGAGCCCCGUUUUAUCUGGUUUCAUAAUGACCAUGAGCUUCCAAGCAUCGAUCCAGCCAAGACCUAUGCACUGAGUGAGAAAGGGAGUUAUCUGACCAUCUACUCUGUGAGCGAGCGCCACGAAGGGGACUACUACUGCGUUGCUGUUAAUGGAGUAGGCGACAGCAAGACCUAUACGUCCAGCAGCAGUAUUGUACAGCUGAAAAUAGCUCACUCAUCUCCUGUAGCCCUUAUCAUCACAGCCAUUCUGAUCACCUUUCUUCUGGUUAUCUGCAUCGCCUUUCUUGCAAUCAGAUAUCGUUCUUACUGCAGCCAAUGGAGGAAAUAUGUAGAGAAGCCCAAAGUAAACAGACAGAACUCUAGGCUACCAGCUGUGCCAACAGCUCCCCCUAUGGAUGAGUGGAGGGAGCAAAACAAUCUGGUGCCAGCUGCCAGUUCAGAUGAUAGAUUCCCUAUAGACAAUCGACCUAGAGAUGAAAGAUUGGUCUACUCUAUGGUGGACAUCAAGAAGACAACAGGAGCAAACAGGAACGAAUCCAAGGGCAGAACGGGAUCAGCCAACGCAGACUCUGUGGAGUAUUACGUGACAUAUGCUAUGGUCAACCUGAAAGGCUCCAUUAAGAAAAACGUCCAUGCGUCUGAAGAAGAGGAAGGAGGGACAGAUGAUGAGGUUGAAAGACAAGAAGAGAGAAAAAUGCUGGAACAUGUCAGAGAGAACGUAUACUGCAACAGCGAGAAUCUGUAUGAAAAUUUUUAAAAUGAACUGAGAACGAAUCAGGCACAAGAGCAUCGGAGGUGCUUCCUGGAUGAUGAACUCACUUGAAGUGAUGUAGCUGUAAGAGAUAAUGUACAGUAAUGGUCACAUAUGUACAGAAGAGCUGACAUGAUGGCCUAUUGCAGGUCAGGAGAGAACAUAUUGAUGUGCACACCAGUGGUCUGCCUUUCUGUAGGAUAUUCACAGAGCGGGACUGCCGACAAUCUAUUACUACUCCACUAAGAAAAUGAUGUGAUGCCGUAAUAAUUAUAUUGGCUUUUUUCAUCAUGUAUUUGAUGAAGGGCUAGCUGAGGGGUUAUCUUCAAAAUGUAGCUUUCAUAAUAGUGACCUGUAAAUAAAGAAAUAACAUUUA